UUUAAGGACAUAAGAAAUAAUUUCAAAGAUAAGAAACCGUUGUGUGUAUAUGUCACUGAAGAUCAAAGAAAAGAGCUGCUUUAUGCAUUAAAAACCAAAUGGGAAAAAACUAUCAAAAAGUUUCAAUGCCUGCCAUUCCUUGUUGAUUCGGUUGCAAAAAUAAGAAGGAAAACCAGUUUAGAAGAAAAGCUCAAACAACUGGAAGAGAAUAUAAAUGAAUUAGACAGACAUCCUUACAUUUAUGUUUAUGAUGAUAAUAAUUCCGUUCGUUAA
Molecule: messenger RNA, 273 nt
Organism: Copidosoma floridanum
Lineage: Eukaryota; Metazoa; Arthropoda; Insecta; Hymenoptera; Encyrtidae
Product: enkurin
Source: RefSeq, a predicted model, not a curated record